AUGCUCAAGGCCCUGAAGAACCUGGCCCAGGGCCGGGACAGCGGUGCUUUGACAGGAAAGACUGUCACCGUGGGCCACAGGGUAGUCAAGCUCGAGAAGCUCUUGGGGGAGGGGGGCUUCGCCACCAUCUAUCGCUGCUCGGACGUGGACACCGGCGAGGUCUUUGCCCUCAAGCACUUCGUCCUCACGGGAUACCCUGAGGCCGCCCGCGAUGUGGAUACGGAGGUGGCAGUGAUGGAGCAGCUGGCCGGCUGUCCCUACAUCGUGCGGUUGCACGAUGCGGCGGUGGCCGGGCCACCCACUGCCCCCACUGCCGCCUUUGUGCUCAUGGACUUCUGCCCAGACACGCUGGUGGCCUUCUUGCAGCAGCGUGCCUACCAAGUCGAGGAUGCCACGCUCCUACGCAUAGCGAUGCCAAUCUGCCGUGCCGUGGAAGCGAUGCAUGGCCUGCAGCAGCCGCUGGCACACCGGGACCUGAAGGCGGAGAAUGUGCUGCUGGGACCUAACGGCAACUGGGUGCUUUGCGAUUUUGGCAGCGCCAGCGCGCGGCAUGGUGUGCUGGAGUCGGCUCGUGACAUUGCAUUGGAGGAGGAGGUAGUUCGGCGUUACACCACGCCUGCCUACCGCGCCCCAGAGCUGUAUGACCUGUUUGCACGCGAAUAUAUUGGACCCCCCGUUGACAUCUGGGCGCUGGGCGUGCUACUCUACUUGCUGUCCUACGGCAAGCUGCCGUUCGAGGGGGAGGCGAAGCUACAGGUUCUGAAUGGAAAAAUCACUGUGCCCGAGGGGCGCCCUCCACUGUUGCGUGCACUGAUCAAGGACAUGCUCAAUGUCAGUCCCAAGGAGCGGCCCACCAUCCAGCAGGCACGGAAUGCAGAGGUGCAUCGGCUGCACAGGCAGGUGCAGCAGCAGUCUGAGGAGAUCAACAAGCUGCAUCAACAGGGGCAGCAGGCAGAGAAGGCCAUGCAGGAGCCCAAGGAGCAGCAGGCAAUUGGCUGUGCCACCGCCGACUUCAGCACGUCGCCUGCUUCUGCAUCUGCGGCGUCAGCAGCACCAGGCGCGGUCAUUGGCAGCACGCCUGGCAGUAGCACGGCUGGGAAGGAUAUACGCCUGCAGGUGCUCGACGAUGGCUUGGCUAGUGGCAGCGCCUGCCGUGCCAGCGGUGGCUGGGUGGCCUUCAAUCCAGGCGGCGGUAGUGGAGAUGCCCCCACGCCCACCUUGCUGCAAUCAGUCAGUGGCAGUUUUAAGGACAGCAGCAGGCAACCUGCAAUCGGCGUCAUUGCAUCCCAAGCUGCGGCAUCUGUGGCCAUGGCGGGCCUGGAGGAUGCUUCGGAUGCCAAGCUGACUCAUGCCAGCCUGGAAAACGGGGGCAGCCACAGCUUGAACAAGGCUGCAUCUGAGCAGCUGCGCUCCAGCAGCAGCACCAGUAUGGCUAUGCCCAGGGGAAAUGACCAACAGCAGGCACCGCAGCUGCGCUCCUUCCCUGUUAAUGUCAACCCCUGCGCGUCCCCACAGCCCGACGGCCCUAGGGCAGCCCCCGCGUCUGCUGCCGCCGCCUCUGCCAAGCCAUCCCCCGUACGCACUGGCAUCAUCGGCGUGUCCGGGGUGGCGGCAACCAACGGCACCGCCUCACCCAUGCAGCCCGGCUCUCCCAUGCAUCCGCACCCCAGCAGCGGGCUGUCCAUGCGUGGCAGCGGGUCACCCUCAAAGCACCGCCGGAAUGUCACUGCCCCUAACACCUUUUUUGCCGAUCUCGAUCCGCUUCACUAA
Messenger RNA from Chlorella variabilis, 1770 nucleotides. RefSeq lists its product as hypothetical. Gene Ontology annotation, cellular component: cytoplasm. The transcript has 6 exons. Bases 1 to 1770 code for a protein of 589 amino acids. Gene Ontology annotation, molecular function: ATP binding; protein serine/threonine kinase activity. The record is from RefSeq and is a predicted model, not a curated record. Lineage: Eukaryota; Viridiplantae; Chlorophyta; Trebouxiophyceae; Chlorellales; Chlorellaceae. Gene Ontology annotation, biological process: protein phosphorylation.